Jaculus jaculus (lesser Egyptian jerboa) is the source of this 3891-nucleotide messenger RNA. RefSeq names its product PAX3 and PAX7 binding protein 1 (gene Paxbp1). The transcript has 18 exons. Lineage: Eukaryota; Metazoa; Chordata; Mammalia; Rodentia; Dipodidae. Gene Ontology annotation, cellular component: nucleus. Gene Ontology annotation, molecular function: DNA binding. The record is from RefSeq and is a predicted model, not a curated record. Gene Ontology annotation, biological process: mRNA splicing, via spliceosome; positive regulation of transcription by RNA polymerase II. The coding region runs from base 100 to 2853 and encodes 917 amino acids.
GACUCCGGCAGAGUGCGCGUGCGCCGCCGCGAUCUUAGCACUCACCUGGAGCCACGGUGGACGAGCCGGUGGUGUGAUCGCCGUGCCAGGCCGCUGGGGAUGUUUCGAAAGGCCCGUCGGGUGAACGUGCGCAAACGGAACGACUCGGAGGAGGAAGAGCGGGAGCGCGAUGAGGAGCAGGAGCCGCCUCCGUUGCUGCCGCCCCCGGCCACUGGCGAAGAGCCGGGCCCAGGCGGUGGCGACAGGGCCCCCGCGGGGGAGUCCCUGGCGGGCCCUGCGCUGCCGCCACCCUCCGCUGUGACCCCGAACCUCGGCACUGAGGCCGGGGGCGGCAUGCCCGGCGGCGCGGAGCCUGGCAACGGGCUGAAGCAGCGCAAGAGGCCUCGUGAGAACAAAGAGGUGCCCCGGGCCAGCCUACUCAGCUUCCAGGACGAAGAGGAAGAAAAUGAAGAAGUUUUCAAAGUGAAGAAAUCGAGCUAUAGCAAGAAGAUAGUGAAGUUGCUCAAGAAAGAAUAUAAAGAAGACCUUGAAAAGUCAAAGGUCAAGACCGAACUCGACUCGACAGUGGGCAAUGAUCAACCUGUGGACAAAACAGGGCACGUUAAGGACACAAAUCAGGAAGACGGAGUUCUCAUCGGAGAGCAUGGUGAAGAUGAAAUGGACAUGGAGAGUGAGAAGGAGGAAGAAAAGCCAAAGGCGGGUGGAGCAUUCUCAAAUGCCUUGUCUUCUCUGAAUGUUCUCCGUCCAGGAGAAAUUCCAGAUGCAGCUUUUAUACAUGCUGCAAGGAAAAAGCGGCAAAUGGCUCGGGAACUGGGAGAUUUCACUCCUCAUGACAACGAGCCUGGUAAAGGCCGUCUCGUUAGAGAAGAUGAGAAUGAUGCCAGUGAUGAUGACGAUGAUGAUGAGAAACGACGUAUAGUUUUUUCUGUGAAAGAGAAAUCACAAAGACAGAAAAUUGCUGAGGAAAUAGGUAUUGAGGGGAGUGACGAUGAUGCUUUAGUAACUGGAGAACAAGAUGAAGAGCUUAGCCGAUGGGAACAGGAACAGAUAAGAAAAGGAAUUAAUAUCCCUCAGGUUCAAGCAAGCCAGCCCAAUGAAGUAAAUAUGUACUACCAGAACACUUACCAGACCAUGCCUUACGGUUCAUCCUAUGGCAUACCUUACAGUUACACGGCCUAUGGAUCUUCAGAUGCCAAGUCUCAAAAAACAGAUAACACAGUCCCUUUCAAAACUCCCAGUAAUGAGAUGACUCCCGUUACUAUUGAUUUGGUAAAGAAACAGCUUAAAGACAGGUUGGACUCCAUGAAAGAAUUGCACAAAACAAAUCGGCAGCAGCACGAGAAGCACCUGCAAAGCCGAGUGGACUCCACCAGGGCUAUUGAAAGAUUAGAAGGGUCUUCUGGGGGUAUUGGUGAACGGUAUAAAUUUUUGCAAGAAAUGCGAGGGUAUGUCCAAGACUUGCUUGAGUGUUUCAGUGAAAAGGUGCCACUGAUUAAUGAACUUGAAUCAGCAAUACAUCAGCUGUACAAACAGCGAGCUUCCCGCCUUGUCCAAAGACGACAAGAUGAUAUUAAAGAUGAAUCUUCGGAGUUUUCAAGCCAUUCAAACAAAGCUUUGAUGGCACCAAAUCUUGAUUCCUUUGGACGAGAUCGAGCACUAUAUCAGGAGCAUGCAAAACGUCGGAUUGCAGAGCGGGAGGCCCGAAGGACUCGUCGUAGACAAGCAAGAGAGCAAACUGGGAAGAUGGCAGAUCACCUUGAAGGCCUUUCCAGUGAUGAUGAAGAAACAUCUACCGAUAUCACUAAUUUCAAUCUAGAAAAAGAUCGCAUUGCAAAAGAGUCCAGCAAAGUUUUUGAAGAUGUCCUUGAAAGUUUCUAUUCUAUCGAUUGCAUAAAAUCCCAGUUUGAAGCAUGGCGUUCAAAGUACUACACAUCCUACAAGGAUGCCUACAUCGGCCUCUGUCUGCCAAAGUUGUUCAACCCACUUAUCCGACUACAGCUCCUCACUUGGACUCCUCUUGAGGCAAAAUGUCGUGACUUUGAGAAUAUGCUAUGGUUUGAAUCUCUGCUGUUUUAUGGUUGUGAAGAACGAGAACAAGAGAAAGAUGAUGUAGAUGUGGCACUACUUCCCACCAUUGUGGAAAAGGUGAUUCUUCCCAAGCUAACAGUGAUAGCUGAAAAUAUGUGGGACCCUUUUUCAACAACACAGACUUCAAGAAUGGUUGGGAUUACACUAAAAUUAAUAAAUGGAUAUCCUUCAGUGGUGAAUGCAGAGAAUAAAAAUACACAGGCAUACCUAAAAGCACUUUUAUUGAGAAUGAGAAGAACUUUAGAUGAUGACGUAUUCAUGCCUCUGUAUCCCAAAAAUGUCUUAGAAAAUAAAAAUUCUGGGCCUUACUUGUUUUUUCAACGACAGUUUUGGUCUUCUGUCAAGCUAUUGGGAAACUUUCUUCAGUGGUAUGGCAUUUUUUCAAAUAAGACUCUUCAGGAGUUGUCUAUAGAUGGUUUAUUAAAUAGAUAUAUUCUAAUGGCCUUCCAGAAUUCAGAAUAUGGAGAUGACAGCAUCAAAAAAGCCCAAAAUGUAAUCAAUUGUUUUCCAAAACAGUGGUUUAUGAAUUUAAAAGGAGAAAGAACUAUUUCUCAGCUAGAAAAUUUUUGUCGAUAUCUUGUACAUUUAGCAGAUACAAUUUACAGGAAUAGCAUUGGGUGUUCUGAUGUGGAAAAACGAAAUGCAAGGGAAAAUAUAAAACACAUAGUAAAACUUCUUGCCAGUGUUCGAGCUUUGGAUCAUGCUAUGACUGUUGCAAGUGACCACAAUGUGAAAGAAUUUAAGUCUUUGAUUGAAGGAAAAUAGAACUAUGUAACUGAGAAGUCUAUUUGCUUUAAUACCAUUCCUUAUGUAUAAAUUUUGUAUAUAUGUAAAGUUUCUUAAACUGUAAAAUAGUAUUUCUUGUUUUAAUACAAAAAAUAUUAUAUUAAAUACUGUGUUCUUAAAUGCAGUUUCUUUAGAAUGAAAGGAAUUCAGAUUAUUUCUAGAAGUCUAUGAAUGUUUUCCUUACUGCCUGUCAUACUUGUUUACAGAAGUAUUUUAUAUGGUCAUUAAAUUAACCCUCUCAUUUAACUGUCCUCUAUAAAUGAUGUGUGCAGUGUAAAUUGUGUAAUUAUGCAUAUGUAUAUAUUUAUACCUCCAUGGACUUUCACACUGGAAAUUUGUGGUGUUUUUUUACAGAGGAAACCUUUUAACAGCAGAAAAAUUACACAGUAGCAAAUUGUCUUAGGGGAAUUACUAAACUGUUGCAAACCAAAAAGGGCUGGUAAGUGACUAAAUAAAUGUUCAUUCCCUAUUGGUUAGCAUUGCUGUCACUGGCUGUGCUGCCUUAAAGUGAGAGUUGAGUUAUGGACUUUGUCAUUAAAUGAAUUUUGAACUUUCUUCGUCAAUCAGCAUUGCAGGCAAAUAUGGGUUUAUGUGAACUCUAAGUAAAUAAAAUAUGCAAUACAGUUUCAGAUGGAACAUUAGGAGUUUAACUUUUGAAAAUAAGCCCACAAUCAUAACUGCAUGGUUUAGGCUGUCCUUCCUCAUUCAUUGUUCUACUUCCUGCCUAGCUUACGUAUAUACGAAUUUUGAUUGUCUGUCAUUAUAUUUAAAAUCCCAUAUAUGUGAGUUAUGUAUGCAAUAAAGAGUACUCCUUGCUGAUUAGCCACACCCAGCCAAUUUAAGAUCCAUGGUCUUCUAUAAUGUUUAUACCAUAUUGUACAUAUUCAGAGAACUUGUUUUAAAGUUUGUUUUCUGAUUCUGUGAUUUUCAAAAGAGGAAUUUUUUGGAAAUUAAGGACUAUUGUUUGAUUAUAUCUGUAAUUAAGCUUUAGCCAAGCAUUAAAUUAAUUUUUCAAUA